Messenger RNA from Mangifera indica (mango), 2922 nucleotides. RefSeq names its product receptor-like protein 6. The coding region runs from base 1 to 2922 and encodes 973 amino acids. The record is from RefSeq and is a predicted model, not a curated record. Lineage: Eukaryota; Viridiplantae; Streptophyta; Magnoliopsida; Sapindales; Anacardiaceae. Gene Ontology annotation, molecular function: protein binding. The transcript has a single exon.
AUGCUUCUGGGUUUUGCAACAGCAUUGAUCAUUUUGCUGGGUAUCCUAAGACAGUCCUGGAAAGAGGGAACUGAUUGCUGUUUGUGGGAUGGUGUCACUUGUGAUACAUUCACUGGACAUGUGAUUGGCCUUGACCUUAGUUCGAGUUGGCUUCUUGGCUCUGUCAAUGAAAAUAGCAGCCUCUUUCUCCUCCACCAUCUCCAGAAGCUAAAUCUCGCUUGCAAUGAUUUCCUUGGAUCGCAAAUCUCAGCCAGAUUUAGUAAGUUCACCAAAUUAACACAUCUUAACCUUUCUUACUCCAAUUUGUUUGGCCUAGUUCCCACUGAAAUGUUUCUCCUAUCUCAUCUUAUUUCACUUGAUCUCUCCAACUACGGCCUAAGUAUGGACCAACAUGGUUUCAAUAAGCUCUUGCAAAAUCUAACAGAAAUAAGAUAUCUUCAUCUUAACUCUGUUGACAUGUCUACUGUUUCAACUGGUUCUUUGGUAAACCUGUCUUCUUCUUUGAUAUCCCUCAACCUCAGGAAUACUCAGAUACAAGGCAAGUUUCCAAAAGAAAUUUUUCUUUUUCCAUUUCUCCAGGGGUUAAUAUUGUCAACAAAUAGAGACAUCACAGGUAAUUUGCCAAAGUUUAAUAAAAGCAGUCCUCUCAAAGUACUGGAUCUCUCUCUCACAAGUUUCUCAGGAAAAUUACCUGAGACAUUUGGCAAUCUUAUGUACUUAAAUUAUCUGUCUCUUUCUCAUUGUAAUUUCCAAGGGUCACUCCCACCAUCACUUGGAAACAUUACAAAAAUCACCUUUAUGGAUUUGUCAUCAAACGGUUUUGCUGGUCAAGUCCCAAUUUCAUUAUCUAAACUUGUCCACCUCACUCAGCUAACUCUUACAUAUAACAAUUUUUCCGGAAAAUUUCCGGAUGUUUUGGGUAAUCUUAGUAAAUUAAAGACUAUAGAUCUCUCCUUAAAUAAUUUCAGUGGUCAGUUGCCUACAUCAGUAUUCAACUUGAAUGGACUUCUUUCUUUGGACUUUUCUUAUAAUCAAUUUCAGGGUCAAUUUCCAAGUCAGAUAAGUGGUCUUCCAUAUCUAGGUAGCAUCAAGUUAUAUAAUAAUACUCUAAGUGGUAGAAUACCGGCAUGGUUGUUUACUUUGCCAUCUUUGAUGUUGUUAGAUCUUUCCCACAAUAAACUCACAGGUCCGAUUGAGCAGUUCCAGCAGCCUGGUCCGAUAUAUGCAGUUGAUUUGCGUGAUAAUGAGAUUCAUGGUCCAAUUCCAGAUUCGAUUUUUCAACUUUUGAAUCUCGUAGAACUAGCACUUGCAAACAAUAAUUUCAGCGGCAAUGUGCAGUUAGCGAUGCUUUCAGAGCUCAAAAAUCUCACCAGUAUUGAUCUUUCAUAUAAUGCUCUUUUGUCAUUAACAGGAAAAGUCAUGUUGCCCCAGCUUAAAUAUGUCUUUUUAUCUUCUUGUAGCAUAACUGAAGUCCCGAUUUUCUCAGGCACUUCAAGUUUGCAAUAUCUAGACCUUUCUAAUAACACAAUCUCUGGCCGAAUUUCCCCAUUGGAGCUUGGAAAUUGUUCCAACUUGUAUCACCUAAAUCUGUCUCACAAUUUACUUACCAGUGUUGAGUACAUUCCAUCCAUGGUCAAGCUUCAACUUCUUGACCUUUCAUCCAACUUACUCCAAGGACAACUUGUGGAUCUACCAACACAGGUUCUUUUCUUCUCAGCUUCAAAUAAUGAUCUGACAGGAGUGAUCCCUCCAUCAUUUUGUAAUUUGAGCGCAUUUCAAUCCCUUGACUUGUCCCAUAAUGGCUUAAGUGGAAACAUUCCAGAAUGUCUGGUCAACAGCAGUGUAAGGCUCAGCUUUUUGAAUUUGGCAAUGAACAACUUUCGUGGCAGCAUAGAAUCUUUGACGUUUCCCAAUCAAUGUGGUGUGACAGCUCUUAUGCUUAAUGACAAUCAGUUGCAGGGACCAUUACCAUCGUCUUUGGUUAAUUGCCAACUUUUGAAUAUCCUUGAUGUUGGGAAUAACAGGAUUAAUGAUAGUUUUCCGAAUUGGUUAGUAAAUUUUCAAUUUCUUCAAGUACUUGUUCUGAGAUCUAAUCAAUUUCAUGGUCCCAUUGACAAUUCCAGCACAAGAUUUCUGUUCAUUGACUUAAGGGUAUUGGACCUCUCACACAAUCAAUUUUCCGGUAUUUUACCAGGAAGUUUUUUUAACAAUUUUGAAGCUAUGAUGAGUGGAGACAUGAAUGCUGACAAUCUCGAUUACCUGCACUCACUUUUUGGUGCAUAUUAUUCAGUAACUUUGUUUGUAAAAGGUGUCGAGAUCCAAAUAGAAAAGAUUUUAUCUAUCUUCACAAGCAUAGAUAUUUCUAACAAUUUGUUUGAAGGGGGAAUUCCAAAGGUGAUCGGACAGCUCAAGUCACUCAGAUUGCUCAACUUGUCUCGUAAUAGCUUAACUGGUGAAAUACCUUCAUCAUUGAGAAAUUUGUCACAACUUGAAUCAUUAGAUCUCUCUUCCAACCAACUCCUUGGAAAGAUUCCUAUGCAACUGACAAGUCUAACAUUUCUUUCAGUGUUGAACUUGUCUUACAACCAUCUUGUGGGACAUAUACCUGAAGGAAAUCAAUUUAACACAUUUCAAAAUGAUUCCUAUAUUGGAAAUUUGGGGUUGUGUGGAUCACCAUUGUCAAACAAAUGUGACAAUGAUGAGGCACCACCAAUGAUAGAUGAAGAAGAAAACAAUGCUUCAAGCUGGUUUGAUUGGAAAAUCGCUUUGAUGGGCUAUGGAUCUGGAUUUGUAAUUGGCAUAUCUAUUGCUUGCAUGGUGUUCUCAACAGGAAAACCUCUAUUUUUUUUGAGAUUGAUUGAAAGAGUGCAUCAAAGAAAUGUGAGAUGGCUGAAUAGAGGACGUAGAAGAAGAAGAAAUUAG